Messenger RNA from Parnassius mnemosyne (clouded apollo), 1431 nucleotides. Lineage: Eukaryota; Metazoa; Arthropoda; Insecta; Lepidoptera; Papilionidae. The record is from the annotation of a GenBank genome assembly.
AUGGCCAGAUUUCUUGUAAUCAGUUACGUUACGGUAUUGUUGGUAGUAACAAUAUACGGACAACACUCUGACUCCAGUUAUUCAAUACAUGGCGAUACAACAUCAAACAUAAGUGAUAUAGAAUCCCGACAGAGUGGACCGGACCUAGAAUUCCGAUACCAUGAUCACGAUGAAAUGACAAGAUAUCUUAGAUCAGUCUCCGCAAGUUAUCCAGCUCUCACCGCUCUAUACUCCAUAGGGAAAUCCGUUGAAGGUCGGGACCUGUGGGUGAUGGUUGUGUCUGCGUCACCGUACGAGCACAUGAUAGGGAAGCCAGAUGUGAAGUACGUAGCAAACAUCCACGGUAAUGAAGCAGUCGGUCGCGAGCUGUUACUUCAUCUCAUACAGUACUUAGUUACGUCAUAUGAAACAGAUUCAUAUAUAAAAUGGCUGCUGGACAACACCAGAAUUCACUUGAUGCCAUCCAUGAACCCAGAUGGUUUUGCCAUAUCGAAGGAAGGCCAAUGCAACACUAUUCACGGCAGACACAAUGCAAGAAGAUACGACCUGAACCGAAAUUUCCCAGAUUUCUUUAAAGCAAACUCAAAACAACCUCAGCCGGAGACGGAGGCAGUGAAAGAAUGGAUUAGCAAGAUCCAGUUCGUACUCUCCGGCUCGCUGCAUGGUGGCGCUCUGGUUGCAUCCUAUCCUUUCGAUAACACACCCAGUGCUAGAAUAUGCAGAUCAUCAGUAUCGUGCUCCGUAUUCCAAAGCUACGCGCACAGUCCGUCCAUCUCGCCGGAUGAUGACGUAUUUCGACAUUUGUCACUGGUGUACUCCAACAAUCACGCCAAGAUGUCAAGGGGUGUUUCCUGCAAGUCUAACACUCCGAGCUUCAAAAACGGCAUCACUAAUGGUGCAGCCUGGUAUCCGUUGACAGGUGGCAUGCAAGACUACAAUUACUUAUGGCAUGGAUGCAUGGAGAUAACUUUGGAGAUCUCCUGUUGUAAAUACCCACCAGCUCACGAACUACCCAAGUAUUGGAUGGAUAACAAACAGUCGCUGAUUAAAUACUUGGCGGAGACUCACCGCGGCGCGCAUGGAUUCGUGAUGGACGAGAACGGCAACCCGGUUGAGCGCGCAUCCGUCAAGGUGAAAGGGCGUGACGUCACCUACCACACCACCAAGUACGGAGAGUUCUGGCGCAUAUUACUACCAGGGACCUACCGCUUAGAUGUGUCGGCAGAAGGAUAUUUGCCUCAAGAAGUAGAAUUUAUUGUUAUCGACAGUCAUCCCACGCUUCUGAAUGUCACUUUACAUUCAGCUAAACGCAUAGACACCGGACCGUACUACAGACCAGUUGUGUCGCGACCCCCACCUGCUCCCGCGCCUGGGUUUCUUACCUCCAUCAGCAACUCCUUCCAGAAUAUUUUUAGCAACUUCUUCGGAUAA